Messenger RNA from Nematolebias whitei (Rio pearlfish), 729 nucleotides. Its product is annotated as X-linked retinitis pigmentosa GTPase regulator-interacting protein 1. The coding region runs from base 47 to 556 and encodes 169 amino acids. Gene Ontology annotation, cellular component: photoreceptor connecting cilium. NCBI's taxonomy places the organism in Eukaryota, Metazoa, Chordata, Actinopteri, Cyprinodontiformes, Rivulidae. The transcript has 4 exons. Gene Ontology annotation, biological process: retinal rod cell development; non-motile cilium assembly. The record is from RefSeq and is a predicted model, not a curated record.
GUCGGUGCAGCGUGUAUAUGUCGAAUAUCGGCUGCUGGGUGUUCCCAUGGAGACGACAGAAACACCCAUGUCCCUCCGCAAGCCACGGGAAGGAGAGGAGAUUCACUACAACUUCACACGAGUGAUUUAUGUGGACGGCUCCCAGUCAGCUCCACUCAGACAGUAUCUUUACACCAUGCUGGAGGGGACGGACGCCAACCAGGGCAGGUUAAAGUUCACAGUAGUCAGUGAGCCGGUGGACAGCGACAAAGAGUGCGUGGACGUCGGACACGCUUUCCUGGACCUGCAGGAACUGCUGCUAACGGGAAAUGAUGUCAUUGAACAACAAAUUGAUAUUCUAAGUGUGGAUGAGGACAAGGAGGUCAUAGGACAUCUGAAAGUGUCACUGGAGGCAGCAAAAGCCCUGACUGGGAUAUACCAGGAGUUUCACCAGAAAGAUGGUGGAAAAACGGAGGAAGGUACAGAAGAGGAAGCAGAGAAGGAAGAGGAAAAAGGAAAACAUGGAAAGAAGAAGAGAACAGAUCACAUACAGCAUAUAAGUGCUGGCUUUUGCUGAUGACACUGUUCUUUAUCUUUAAACAAACGGUGUCAAUUUAGAUGUUAUGAAAAGCCAAUAAAUAGUUGUUUUAAAAGUAAAAUGUGAUAUUUUAUCAUUUUUCUUUUUGUGUAUAUUGAUGUCUUAGUUUAUCCAAAAUUAAUCUACUUAGAAAUUAUUCAAAAGUCUAUUAU